UAAAAUCCUCAGCAGAACACAAGACAGACACACUUACCUGCUCGUGAACCUGCUCUUCCGGGCAGAGAUCUGGACAAACACACUCAAGAUAUACAUACGUUCCAGCAUGAAGCCUAGGAGGCGUAUGACCUCUGUGGAUCUUCUCCCUACGAUCGCAGAGCUCCAGGAAAGCGAGCUUCAGCAGAGUCUGGAUGAGUACAUGGACUCCAUGCGAGAGCUGUCCCAACCGACCUACCCUCUCAGCGGGCCCCUCCAGGGCUCCCGUCUGCCACCCCUACGCAUGGCCAAAUACCCCAGCAUGUCACUGGCACGCAAGCCCGGGGCUCUCAAUGGACCUGACAACGAUUCACUAACCUUGACAGACUCAAAGGGCCCGGACAGUUCAAAUCAGGAGCCUCUGGACUGGCUGUUCGCACAAGCGCAACACGGCGGGGCGGCACUCGCUCCGACCAGACCGGAAGAGGUGUGCAUGAUAUGAGUAGUAGUAGACACAGCCUCAUGAAUGUGCUGCAAUAAUCAAAACUGUUGCAAUUAAUUAUUUAAAUUUUAACAGGGAUGUGCUCAAAGCUCAAAUCCGGUUUUGGAAAGGCACGGAAAAUUAAUAAUGCAUUCUACGGAGGCCCUAAAGGGACAUGGUCGGGCUUGUUGCGGUAGUCGGUUACAUUACAUUACAUCAGAUUUCAGUUCUGACGUGAAGAUGGUAAUGAUUGACAGGAUGAUGUGGGAGGAUUUGGUGUGGUGUGUGACAAAUAUUUUAUCUUGUGAAUGUGUGUUCAGUACACAUAUUGCUAUACAGAGUACAUGAGAUUGCGACUUAGAAAGUGAAAGUAAAAAGCGAGUGUGCAUUCAAAAGUGAUUUCAAUACCCCGCAUAUUGAUUUCGGCUGCAUGAUGCCUGCAAAUAUACAAUAUAAUUACUCAACUACAUAAUUGCGAGAUGCAGAGCAUUGAAAUAUAUAUUUUUCCAUCAGGGCUCCAUAAGGUAUCAUAUCUUUUCUGAACAUAGUAUUUGGCUUCAGGGACAUAAAUUAAAUCCAAUAUUUUUAUAUUAAAUUUUGUGAUUUUUUUCUUUUAGCAUUAAAUGGGGGCUAGUUGUCACAAGGGAUGCAUCCCAACAACUAUAAUAUAGGUUUCAUUAAUAUCAGGUUGUAAAUCAAAUACCAUUCCGUUAGCCAAAUGGUUGAACAUUUUGUUACCUUUUCCUUUUUUGUUGUUUCAUGAAUAUUAUCUACUAUAUACUGUACGAUACUCUAUAAAAUACACUACUGUUCAAAGUUUAUGAUUAGUAAGAUUUGAAGAAAUUAAUAUUUUUUGAUGCAUUAAAGUCUAUAUUUUUAAUAUCUGUGUUAUCAAAGAAUCCAGCUUUUUUCAAAUUAUAUCUAUUCACAAAAACGAAAGAUGAAGGAUCAUGUGACUUUGAAUACUG
Pimephales promelas (fathead minnow) is the source of this 1425-nucleotide messenger RNA. Lineage: Eukaryota; Metazoa; Chordata; Actinopteri; Cypriniformes; Leuciscidae. The record is from RefSeq and is a predicted model, not a curated record.